Molecule: messenger RNA, 1518 nt
Organism: Kwoniella botswanensis
Lineage: Eukaryota; Fungi; Basidiomycota; Tremellomycetes; Tremellales; Cryptococcaceae
Exons: 3
Coding region: 1-1518 (505 amino acids)
Biological process (GO): regulation of DNA-templated transcription
Molecular function (GO): DNA-binding transcription factor activity, RNA polymerase II-specific; zinc ion binding
Source: RefSeq, a predicted model, not a curated record
AUGGAUCAUCGACCUCAUGAAAACACCGAAUCUCAUUCGAAUAUACCGAUACCGACAAACUAUCCAGAACAAUCAGGAUCAGGUUCGGGUUCAAUUUGUGUACCGCCACCACCACCACCUAGACAAGCAUCGGGUGCAGGAUCAGAGCAUUAUCCACCUUUAUAUACUAGAGUACCGGUAGAUUUUCAACUUGGAAGAGAUCAUGUUCAACCUAAUGACGCUGGACCAUCUACUUAUCCCCAUCAACUGGAUUCAAGCUAUUUAUCACAUCCUCAACAACUUCCUAUGGUCUAUUCUGCCAAUCCACCUCAACUUCCUACAAACCCGCAUCAACAUAUCUAUCAUCGAACACCACCCGUUAAUAAGCGUAGGAGAGGAAGGUUGGCUACGGCUUGUGUCAAUUGCAAUCGCCGUAAACAGCGGUGCGACGGUGAAAUUCCGUGUGGUCUGUGCGUGAAGAGGAAUGUUCCAUGUUCCUAUCCUACAGAGAUGAACACCUCUUAUAACGCAGAUGCAGAGAGAGUGAAGCAGUCUGCUACCAUGGUGGCAUCAGGAUUUAAUUCCGCCACUAUCCUCGGUAUCCUCUGCCAUCUAGGCUACAAAGAUUCGCGGUUCCCCAAAGGUUCGUUGAGAUCUAUGAUCCAAGCUUAUAUCGCUCUCGAAGAAAAGACUAUCCGAAGGGAUGAAGCUUUAGAAACUGAAUUGAUGGUUUUGAGAAUGAUGGAAGCUAAAGCUUUAGCGAGGGAAGACAUGGAUUUGAGAAGUGGGAGGACCACUCCUGGUUCUCAUGGUUCAGUCGUUGGGAAUGAAGCUAAAUUGAUGGUCCAGAUCAAGCAAAGUAGAUUCAUGCCUCCACCACCACAAAUACCUAUGGUGGACAAUCAAUCUCGACCUCCUUCAUCGGGAUCUCGCCAACAUCGACUCCAACAUCAACAGUCGAGAGUAGACAUCGCCACCGAUUCAUCGGUAGACAUCAAUGCGUCUAACGAAAUUUGGUCGUCUUCCGCACCUGUCCAUGUUGAAUCUAUGGUAAACUCAGCUCGAGAUCGACCUCAACCUGGAACGGGACAUGGAAUACAUUCUGAGAAUGAGAAUGAUACUCAACAACCAUACGAUCUAAAUUCGCAAUACGACCCAACGAACGUGCCUUUACCGACACCUUUACCACAUUCUUCAUCUACUCCCUCUCUGUCCACUGCACUGGGUUUACCAAAUUACAAUCACAAUCAUACAUAUAACGACAAUCCCGAUCGGAACACACAAGGCGUCGAUAUCCGAACGACACCUAACGAUAACGAAUGGUAUUUACCUUCCGAUUGGGAUCCUACGACAUCCGGCUUACCCGAUUCGUCCGACCCUUCCGCAUGGCAGGCUCUGAUGGGUAUGGAGUGGAUGAAUAACCUUGAUCUAGAUAUGGGUUUGGAUAUGACGGAAGGGGAGAAUACAGGUAGUUUGAUAGCUCGCCUGGGAGAAGGCCAGGGUCAGAAUGGACAGGAUAGGGAUGGACAUGGGCUUUGA